Messenger RNA from Diatraea saccharalis (sugarcane borer), 3735 nucleotides. NCBI's taxonomy places the organism in Eukaryota, Metazoa, Arthropoda, Insecta, Lepidoptera, Crambidae. The record is from the annotation of a GenBank genome assembly.
AUGAAUUAUUUUUUUAAUAGAUUUAACGACGUCGGCAACUUAUUUAUAACCAAUGUCAGUGUACAUCAAGAAGGGAGAUACGUCUGUAUAGCAAACAAUGUGGCCGGAGAGGAUAGGAAAACUAUUUAUUUGAAUGUUCAUGAGCCACCGAAGAUUAUAGAGCCAAAUGACAAGAGUUUCUUAGCAACAAACAGAGAUAUGGAAGUGGUGAUCAGUUGUAACGCUACCGGAAAACCGAAACCCUUUAUAGCCUGGAUCAGGGAAGGCUACUAUAUAGACAAUGAUUCAAACUUCGCCGUUGAUUAUGACGGUACUUUAACUAUUAAGUCGCCAUCUGAAGAACUGAGCGGCCAGUACACGUGUGUCGCUAAGAAUACCGCAGGAGAAGCGAACAAAACAAUACCAGUCGAUAUAUACUCUAUCCCGACUCAUAUGCAGUCUGAAGAAUCGCAUACUAAGAUUGUGGUAGUCGAAGGCACGAACGCGAGCGUGGAAUGCCCCUUGCAUGCGUCGCGAAAGGAUAUUGUCAAAUGGUAUAAGGAUGCUAAGAUGGUAUCUACUGGUGUCCUUCAAAUAAUGAAUGUAACUCGUCAGAAUUCGUCCGAGUAUAUGUGUGUAGUACACAAUGUAGCAGGAUCUGCGUUAGCGAGAGUCCUCGUCGAUGUACAAUGGCCGCCACGUCUACAACUACAUACAAAUAAUACGAUACAAAUGGAUGUUAUCAAAGGAAACGAUUGGUACUUUGAUUGUGCAGCGGAUGCGUCGCCUAGAGCUAAGACAAAAUGGUUGUUCAAUAAGAAACCGAUGGUGUUUGAAGACAGAGAUCGUCUAAAGAUAUUGAAUGUUGGUGAGAAACACGCCGGCAAUUACCAAUGCAUCGUCACCAACAUCCACGGGACCAUCUCUAACACAUAUGUAUUAAAUGUACUGGUGCCGCCAAUCAUAUCGGAGUUUGACUUAUUUGAAGUGCAACUAAAAGAAAAUUCUGAUGCUGCUUUAGAAUGUAACGCCAAAGGACUGCCAGUGCCCGAUAUCAAGUGGACAUUUAACAACUCUGAAUGGAACAUAGAAGGUUCAACUCUGAUAUCACGCAAUGUGUCUGUUGACGCUGGUGGUCUGUUCCGUUGUUCCGCUUCAAACUCGGCCGGUACAACCACGCUUACAUACAAUGUGACCAUCGUGUCUGGUGCUCGAAUACAAGAAAUAGUUCUAUACAGCCAAGGCGAGGGGCAGACUGUACUUACAAGAGCUGAAGUUAAAAAAGAUACUCGUGUCAGAAUGUCGUGUAAGGCGUCAGGUCAACCUGUACCUAAAAUACAGUGGAUUAAGACUGGAAAUGUCUUGAGUGAGAAUGAGUACAACAUUAGUUAUGCUGAUUUAGUAUUAGAUGACGUACAAACUGUACAAUCUGGGAUUUAUUCAUGUGUAGUGAUCAAUGAAGGUGGCAUGGACGAGAAGAAAUUCAGGCUGGAUGUUUUGGUACCACCGAAAAUAUUCAAUACACUAUUCGAGAACGGUAAUUCAACAGGCAACACUGUCAAUUUGGAAGUGCUAUUGGGACAGUCCUUUUCAAUGCACUGCCAUCCAUAUGGCAACCCAGUACCUGAAGUGUACUGGUUCAAAGAUGGCCUCCCACUGAGACUGUUUGAUGAUAGCAUGCUUUCCACUGAUUUCAGUGAAGUGAUCGUCUCGAAUAAAGCACUUUAUGAACAAUCUGGCAAUUACACAUGUGUUGCCAGAAAUAAUGUUGGCAACACUAGCUUUGUUUAUCUCGUUGAAGUUUUGGUCCCUCCACCGAUCCCUAAAGACACCGUAAGAACAUCUGCUACUAGAGUUGGACAUACACUGAAUCUAACGUGUCCAGUAGAAGGCAGCCCUACACCUGUAGUCACGUGGCUUCGACAACCCUACGUCGAGCUCGGUGAAGACACGCCUAGAGUUUCACUGCUCAACGAUAAUGUUACAUUGUUCAAAAGACUCACUAGUUUCCAGAAGCAAAGUUUGUUCCAGCUCAUUAACAAAACAGAAAUAUCAGACAGCGGUAAGUAUUCCUGCGUGAUGACAAAUAAAGUUGGCACUACGGAGAUAGUGUUCGACGUCACUAUCGACAUGCCACCUUCCAUUGCCGGUAAUGUUGGCAGCGAUAUAGUCGAAAAUCAUGUGGUGCCGUUGAUGAGAAGUAUUGUAUUGAAAUGCGAAGUGAAAGGUCAUCCGGCUCCUUGGAUCGCAUGGUUAAAGGAUACGCAACGGAUCCCCAACGAUUCAUCGAAUAUCCAACACGUGUUUGGUAGCAGCUUAUUAGGAGUAUGGCGUGUGACGAGCAAAGCCGCGGGACAGUACGUGUGUGUGGCGGAAAAUAAUGCAGGUGCGGCACACCGCCGAUACAACGUAGCUGUACAAGGUCCUAGCCUAGAACAUUCUAGGUUGGCCUCGGCUCUACAGGUCUAUUCGAGGUAUUACCAAAAAGUUCUAGAACAGUUACCCGUCCCUUGCUUUCCCAGUGACUGUCCCUUAGUGGGUGUCCAUAAAUUACUGCCUGGCAAGUGGAGUGCUUGGUCCAAAUGGGGUUUCUGUAACACCACAUGCGGUUUGGGAUAUCAACACAGACACCGCAUCUGUCAGUAUAUAGACGACGAUAAUGUUACAUACGACAAGACAACAAAAUCGGACAAAGUAGUUUUGGACAUGUCUGAAUGCAAAGGUUCAGAAGUAGACAAGCGAAGAUGUCACAUGCCGCCGUGUGAGGAGCCGGCUAUAGCUCGUUGGUCGCCUUGGUCGCCUUGGUCUAGUUGUUCUGCUACAUGCGGCUCUGGUACUCAGGCGCGAACUCGUCGAUGCAAGUCCACGCGGCCAUGCUACGGUACUAAUGUACAGUUAAGAAAGUGUCCUGGUUUACCUCAAUGCGAAGUUGGUGCCGAAAAACGCGCGGUGGAUGAUUCCAGUUUGCAGCAGACAACAGAAUCGGUAAUUUUACAGUUUGUCUUAAUGUGCCUCAGAAAUGGUCACAGAAAGUCGUAUUCGUUUAGUCCUAUUCAGCGUAAGAGAAUAGCAUCGUUCAUGUCCAGAGUCGACAGGUCUGAUAAUGCUGUGAUAAAGGGUCUAGCCGAAAGACUUGGGCAAACUGAUCCGUAUAUGCCAGAAGAAAUCUAUGAAAUGGAACCAGAAGUUGUAAGCAUGAACAAAAACAAGCCACCGGAUGUCGAAGAAUUUGAUGUUAAAACAGCACCGCGUAUGCCAUCGGAAGUAUUCUUCGACGUGCCGGUAACUAGUAACUUAGACUUCAGCGAUCCUGGCCCGUGCCGUCCAGGGUUCAUACAUAACAACACGUUCAACACAUGUGACGGAAUGGGUCAUAACCUAUUGGGUUCGGUGUGCAUCGGCGGGGUAAUUUUAUCAUUUAAUGCUCACGAAACAUUACAUGCUACUAGCAUUGGCAGAGCAGGGGCAAGUGCGGGCACUUGCCGCUGGCGCCAGUACAUAGACGAGUGCGGUAUAGAGUACAACCAGUGUCACGUGACUCAAGUAUGUGUGAACACUCGUGGCGGGUACAGGUGCGGCUGCGAACAAGGAUACACGUCACUGGGGGCCGGACAGCGAUGUCUAGCUCAGGGCCUAUCGAAAGUCCCACCCAAACUUGGAGUCACUGAUGCGAACCCAUUGUUCGAGAACCAAAGCGAAUUCUGGCCAAAUCGUCUAAGGGCUUGUAUUAAAAACAAGGGCGGUCAUUUUGAAUAA